AUGGGCUCUGUAGUUACGCAGACGCCUGUCCGGCCUGUGCCGGGCAUCUGGCCUCAGACUCCCGCCGCCCGUCCACCACCGAUACCUGCUCCCUCCUUUCAGUCUCCCACGACUCCCAUGUCCCGCCCUUCCCUCAUACCUUCUCAGCCUUCAGCAGGUCUCAUCACCACAAAUCCUUCCGAUGCGCCCAUACAAGCGUCGAUGCGCCCACCUGAGUCUCUGGAACCCGUGGAAAGAGCUGCGCGCACAAUCAACGAGUCCCUUGCAAGUGAAUCGCGAUUUCCAGAUGUCGACAGUUACUUGUCCCAGGGUUACUCUGCCGACUACGACAUCCAGUCUUCGACGACAUGGGCGCCCUUUCAGCGAGCUGGCUUUUACAGGAUUCCCGAUGAAAUCUUCGAGCAGUAUAAUAACGCGCAGUUGACCACGAGUAUGGGCCUGUUUGCGGAGCUGAGGUAUGCUUGGACAACAAUCGACAAUGCUUUGUACAUGUGGGAUUACUCGGCACCAAGACCCGAACUCCUGGGGUUUGAGGGACAGUCGCACAGCAUCCUUGCCGUCAAGCUCGCCGUCCCUCGCGCGGGGGUCUUUCUACCGAACAUCAAGAACGUCAUUGUCAUUGGAACAACUGCGGAGAUAUUUCUGCUGGGGCUAGGGACCGACUCAGGUCCGGGCGGCUCUUCUGCGCUCUCUCUCUUUCAGACCGGAAUGUCGGUGUCAGUAAGAGGUCUCGAUGUCAGCGUCAUUGCAUCCUCUGCAAAGACUGGGAGGAUAUUUUUCGGUGGCAGGACGGACAAUGACAUCUAUGAGGUCACAUAUCAGCAAGAGGAUCGGUGGUUUGCUAGUCGAUGCGCGAAGAUUUGUCACACUAGUGGUGCUGCCAAGUCUUUAACAUGGACAUUCAGCAGCUUUGCCCACGGACAGAAGGAGUAUGUGGAACAGAUUGUGGUGGACGACAGUAGAGAUCUGCUGUACACGCUUUCUUCCACUUCGAAUAUUCGUGUGUUCCACAUCAAGCCGGAAGGCGGGCUACCUCUCUUGGUCACGAAACCUGCAUCCGAGAUCUAUGACAACAUCGGCCAUAUCAUUAAUCAGAGCGAAGCCCUCAACAACCGAGUCAAGAUUGUGUCGAUAUCGCCUCUUCCAGCCUCCGAAGCAUCCAGGUAUCACCUGGUUGCGGUCACAGCGACCGGUUAUCGAAUAUACCUCAGUGCUAAAAGCGCUACCAGCUACAGCUAUGGAUCUUCAACCCGGUCCAGUGCUCCCAUCAGCGUGCAGGCCCAGCAUGUCAAAGUACCGCCCGUAUCCCCCAACCCAGGUCAUUCAAGCACAUGGGGGACGGACUCAUCCACCGACGUCCAUCAUCCCAUCAGGACGUUGACAACAACUCGACUCGCUGCACGGUAUCCACCUGGGUACUUCUUUUGCUUCACAGCCAGGGACGCCAAUUCGCCGACCGACCAACUAUUUAUCUCAGCCCCUGAUGCCGGCAGACUGCUGAGGAGCUCUGAACCAGGCCAGACAAGUCGAACUUCGGAAUCCGCAAUAUGGCUGUCACUGGGCAGUCGGGCAGAAGACAUAGGGUUAGUGAUUCCCUACUCUGCUCCGAUUCCGAAUCCAGUGGGCUAUGGGAACGACUUGGCUGUACAGUUCGACAAGGCCAUCCCCGAAAUUGCCAUUUUGACGAAUACGGGCAUCCACAUAAUCAGAAGGCGCCGCCUGGUGGACAUUUUUGCAGCUCUAAGCAGUCAAGGGGGAGGGCCUGAAGGAUUCCAGCACGAGGUGAGCAACUUGAUCCGGGCUUAUGGCAGGACGGAGACUCUAGCUACGGCACUGGCGGUCGCAUGUGGUCAAGGGGUGGAGGACACAGGGAGUGCUCAGGCGGUACGGGUUAAUGACCCUGAAGUUCUCGAGCUUGCCCGCAAGACCUUCAUCGAAUACGGCGGAAAGCCGAGCAUCAAUCAGAAUUCCAUCACCGACAGAUCUGUGCCGUUGAUCGACGCCGUGCGACCAUCGCCGCGCCAUGCGGCCAUUGCUCUGUACCUUUCGCGCUUAUUGAGGUCGACGUGGAAGAACGUGAUUGCUCUAGAAUCAACCACACCGGCUGGUUACCAGAUCAACCCUGCUGUACCUCUGAAAAAAUUACGAGAUGUCCAAGAGUCGUUGUCUGCGCUUCAGCGCUUCUUCCAAACGAACAAGAGUUUCAUCAAAGGCCUGAGCGGACCUGAUGAUCUUUCAGCGACAAGCACCAAAGACGACGAGAUCGCUCUACAGGGCGAACACCGUGCCUUGCAUUCAUUGGUCAAGUUUACGUCCGACACCAUUGAAGGACUCUCGUUUAUUCUGGUCUUGUUCGAAGAGAAGGUGGCGGAGAUAGUACCCCUGCUGCCGGAGGCCUCAAGACCGGAAAUGUUGAAGCUCACCUUUGAGGAGCUCUUCACGACGAAGAAAGGGUAUGAGCUUGCCAAAGAGCUCGUCAAGGCCAUUGUCAAUCGCAACAUUGCCAAAGGGUCGAAUGUGGAGACGGUUGCUGAAGCCCUGCGCAGAAAAUGCGGCAGCUUCUGCAGUGCAGACGACGUGGUGAUCUUCAAAGCCCAAGAACAAUUAAGACGAGCGGCCGAAGCGGGAACGAACAACGACUCUUCACGGAAUCUUCUGAAUGAAAGCUUGAAACUGUUUGAAAAAGUGGCCCACAGCCUGCCUCACGACUACCUGGAAUCUGCCGUGAAACAAUAUACGGAUCUGCAGUUCUUUGCUGGAGCCAUUCAACUUGUCCUUCGGGUUGCUCACGAAAAGGACAAGGCGAAUGAAGCACUCUCCUGGAUGGCGGAAGGUCGACCAGAGCCGGAUCCGCGAAAAGCAAAGUUUGAUCUGCGGAGUCAGUGCUAUGAUCUGAUCCACGCGGUUAUUGUCGCCGUUGAUAAGACGACGGAACAAGGGCCGAGUUUUGUGGACGGCCACCCAACGCUCGCUGCCACGAGACGGAAUGAAGCAUACGAUGUCAUUAGCCGGUCAAAGGAUGAGGCGUUCUUGACCAAUCUCUAUGAUUGGUACCUCCAGCAGGGAUGGUACGAUCGGCUGCUGGCGACCGAGUCACCAUUCAUAGUGACCUAUCUUCAACGCAGGUCGACCGAGGACAUUCUCUAUGCGGAUCUGCUCUGGAAGUACUACAGUCAGACCAACCAAUUUUCCGAGGCGGCCAAGAUCCAGUUGCAACUUGCCAGAAGCUCGUUCCCACUCUCUCUGGAGAAGAGAAUCGAAUACUUGAGCAGGGCGCGGGCGAAUGCCUCAACCUACACCCCAGGAGGCAGCCGGAAGAUGAAACAGCAGCUCCUCCAAGAGAUCACCGAGCUCCUGGACAUUGCGACCAUUCAAGAUGAAGUUCUCCAGCGGUUACGGGACGAUUAUCGACUCGGACCCGAUAGGCGACAAGAAGUUCUUGACCAGGUGAAUGGACUGAUUUUGGACAUCAACACGCUGUUCAACAACUACGCGGACAAUGCCGGAUACUAUGACCUUUGUCUGUUGAUCUACCAAGUUGCCGAUCACCGGGAUCCGGCCCAGAUCAAGCAGACCUGGCAACAGCUCCUCCAGUCGGUACAUGACAAAGUCCAGGAAGAAGGGCAGAUCCAACCCUUUGAAGCCAUCGCCGAUGAAGUCAGAAGUCUGGGCAGCAAAAUGCGGGUGGCGGAGACGACGUUCCCGGUCCAAACGUUGCUCCCUAUCCUGGAGAAGUACUCAUUCGAACAUCAACGCAACGUGGCGCCUCCGCAUUGGGUUGUGGACAUCUUUUUGUCUCUUGAGAUUCCUUGUGAGCGGCUUUUUGAGAUCUUGGAGAUGAUGUUCUUCUCGGGGGAUCCGCCGUUUGUGGGAUCCAAUCGCAAGUACAUCGCCUCGGAAUUGGUUUAUGUGGUCGGCCGAUGGUUCCACGACUCGACGAGAGCAGGGUCUGUCAUCUUUGGCAGUGAGGUUGCUGCGACAAAGGUGCAGGAGACGAUGCAUGCCUUGUUGCAGCAAGGGAGAGCGGCAGGGCUGGACGAGGAGACAACGAGGGUGGCCAGGGAAGUGGUUGAGAGAGUUGGGCGACUCCUAGGAUGA
This is a messenger RNA of Fonsecaea pedrosoi CBS 271.37, 4098 nucleotides long. RefSeq lists its product as uncharacterized. Gene Ontology annotation, cellular component: nuclear pore inner ring; nuclear pore. The record is from RefSeq and is a predicted model, not a curated record. Gene Ontology annotation, biological process: protein localization to nuclear inner membrane; transcription-dependent tethering of RNA polymerase II gene DNA at nuclear periphery; protein import into nucleus. The transcript has a single exon. The coding region runs from base 1 to 4098 and encodes 1365 amino acids. Gene Ontology annotation, molecular function: structural constituent of nuclear pore. NCBI's taxonomy places the organism in Eukaryota, Fungi, Ascomycota, Eurotiomycetes, Chaetothyriales, Herpotrichiellaceae.